UUGUUUUUAAUAGGUUAAAAUGUGUUUAUCAGUAGUAUACAUAAACCUAUAUACUUUAAAUAAAUUUGAGUUAAACACUAGAUUGUAAGGCAUCGUGUGUGUGCUCAAAUUCAGUUUUUAAAAGGACUGUGGAUUUCAUUAGCUAGUUUGCUAAUGGGCCCUUUUCACAUGUGCGGAAUGCGGAAGUCGUCAUAGUUGGAUAAAUGGUGAAUGGAAGACCACAGCAAAUACAUUUUUUAGGUCCAUGAUUUGUUUAAAGGCUGCCACAAAAACUAACUGUUUUGAGAUGAAGCCAAAACCAUUUUUAUUCAGCUGCAUUGUUUUCCAUUAUGAUGAGUGAGUGGUGUCCCGUGGCGAAGGUUUAUGACCCUCUAAGAGCAGGCAGUAUCGAUGGCACAGAUGUGGAUCCCCACGACAAAGGCAUCUGGAGGGCGAUGCUGGCCCGCUACAAGCCUAACAAGGGUGUGACAGGUGACCCUCACCUGACCCUGUUUGUUGCACGCCUGAAUCCGCAGACAUCUGAGGAAAAGCUCCAGGAAGUCUUCUCAAAGUUUGGAGACAUCCGCCGGGUUCGACUGGUCCGAGACAUCAUCACUGGUUACUCCAAAUGCUACGGUUUCAUUGAGUACAAGGAGGAACGUUCUGUGAACAGAGCAUGGAGAGAUGCCAACAAGCUGAUUGUGGACCAGUAUGAGCUCUUUGUGGACUUCGAGCAAGAACGUACACUGCAGGGCUGGAUGCCACGCCGGCUAGGAGGGGGCCAAGGUGGCAAAAAGGAAUCCGGUCAGCUGAGGUUUGGCGGCAGGGAUAGACCCUUCCGCAAGCCCAUCAAUCUGACAUCCAUGAUGCCCCCAAGCAGAUCAGUGGAUCGUUGGGAAGGAACCAGCAUGAGAGAUGAGAGGCAAAGAGACCAGGAACAAGAUAGAGAACACGGACGAUGGCGAGAAAGGAAAAAUGACUGGGACAGAGGGAAUGAUCGGAAUGAAAGAGGUCACUAUAAAGAGAAAAGAGACUCUAAACGUCACCGGGAGCGAAGCAGAGAGAGAGAUUCAAACAGAGAUGACAAAAGGCGAAGAGACUUGCAUACAGACAGAGAAUAAAACUAGACACAUUUAUACCUUUUCUUUAUACCAUUAUUUUCAGUAUCUCUGUUCUCACUUUGUAAAUUAAGCUUGAAUGCAGUUCAUACAAACAUGAAAAUUCUGGCAUUUACUGACCCUUUACAGGGUUGAACAACAACAACAGGGUGAGUAAAUAAUGACAGAAUUGUAAUGUUCGGGUGAACUAUCCUUUACAUUUUAAUUGAAUUUGUAUUAAGCACCAAUACAUUAAUGUCAAAUGAAUAAAGUAAAUGAAGACUCUCUAUUGGG
Messenger RNA from Xyrauchen texanus (razorback sucker), 1370 nucleotides. It is a transcript of the gene snrnp35, whose product is annotated as small nuclear ribonucleoprotein 35 (U11/U12). The transcript has 2 exons. NCBI's taxonomy places the organism in Eukaryota, Metazoa, Chordata, Actinopteri, Cypriniformes, Catostomidae. The record is from RefSeq and is a predicted model, not a curated record. Gene Ontology annotation, biological process: mRNA splicing, via spliceosome. Bases 330 to 1100 code for a protein of 256 amino acids. Gene Ontology annotation, cellular component: precatalytic spliceosome; U12-type spliceosomal complex. Gene Ontology annotation, molecular function: mRNA binding; snRNA binding.